This is a messenger RNA of Nematostella vectensis (starlet sea anemone), 3677 nucleotides long. Its product is annotated as UDP-glucuronosyltransferase 1-2. The coding region runs from base 43 to 1593 and encodes 516 amino acids. Gene Ontology annotation, molecular function: UDP-glycosyltransferase activity. The record is from RefSeq and is a predicted model, not a curated record. Lineage: Eukaryota; Metazoa; Cnidaria; Anthozoa; Actiniaria; Edwardsiidae. The transcript is spliced from 5 exons.
CUUGUCAGCUGAGCCCGCGGUGUACUGUUUUUAAGUAUAGUAAUGGCGUCUUCUAAUACCUUCGUAUUUGUGGUGAUUUUGUAUCAUGCACUGCUCGGCAUGGAGUGUAGCGAUGCCGCCAAGAUCGUGGGAUAUCCGAUGAUGGCGGGAAGUCCAUACAUUGGGAUGAGGAGAAUUGCACAAGAACUAGCUGCUCGGGGGCACGAGGUAACCCUACUAGUUAGCUCAAUACGAAAGAUCAAGCCGACAGAGGGAGUCACUCAUGCUGUUUACCAAGUACCAGUAGAAAAGAACUAUUUUGAAGAAAUGGUAUCUCGCACCAUAAACAAUGGUAUUAUCAGUGAAUUAUCCAGUAAAACAGGCAUGGGAGCAGCUUUAAAGUUGUUCUGUGAAGCAACUUUAAACUCUACUGAUGUCAUAGACCCAUUGAAAAAGUUUGACCUGAUAAUUACGGACUGCUCAAUGCCUUGUGGUGCAGUUCUUGCCGAGUACUUGAACUUAACCCGAGUGGACUAUUGUCCAGGAACCCCAAGGAUUCCUUUGAUCUACCAUUUCCAUGGACCAUCAUUUCCAUCUUACGUCCCUCUAAUGAUGUCAGGAAACACAGCUAAAAUGAACUUCUUACAACGAGUUAAAAACACUCUUAUUUACAUUGCUGGUCAAAUAAUGGUGAGGUUAGUGGUGUUUCCAAACUAUGAUGACAUAAAGCAAAGAUAUAAUAUAAAUCCUGGAUCAAGUUUUGCUGAAAGUUUUGGUAAGGCAGAGAUAACGCUGUUCCUGGCAGACCCAGUUUUGGACUAUGCCUUCCCUACUCUACCAGGUCACAUACUGAUAGGUCCUGUCAACAUCCAGCCUCGACAUCUAGUCUCCCUCUCCCCAGAGUUUCAACAGCUUGUUGACAACUCAGAAGGCGUGAUCAUUGUAUCGUUCGGUUCAAAUGUCGCCGCCAUUGCUAACAAGGAGGUCGAUGUUAUGGCCGAGGCUUUUGGCCGACUCAAAGAGACAGUGUUUUGGAGACAAAGAGGAUACAUUCCGAGCAAUCUCAGCAAUAAUAUCAAAAUAGUUGAAUGGCUCCCACAGAAUGACCUCCUGGCAAAUAAGAAAACGCGCGUGUUUGUGUCGCAUCUUGGUCUAAACAGUUUGUAUGAGUCUGGCUAUCACGGGAUACCUGUGGUGGGCGUUCCCAUAUAUGGUGAUCAACCCGACAAUGCAGUGUUAAUGGAAGAGAAGGGACUGGGACUAGCAGUCGAUAUUCACACGGUGACGGCUGAUGAGUUGUAUCGAACUAUACGACGAGUUAUCGAUGAGAAACGAUUUAAAGAGAAUGCUGCACGUAUUUCCCGCCUUAUGCAGGAUCGCAAGCGAUCACCAACGGAGGAGGGAGCUGAUUGGAUAGAAUACACAUUACGUCACGGAAGACUGACACAUCUUCGCCCCGCCUCCGUCCACUUGUCUUGGUACCAGUACUUUCUCCUUGAUGUCAUGCUUUUCAUGGGCGUGGUUCUGUUGUCUGUUGCCAUAGUAAUAUGGCUUGUCUUCAAACUUAUCUACCCGUGCUGCUGUCGAACGCAAACGAAGAAUAAAACUCAAUAGGGCGAUAAGAAAUGCAUCUCUGACACACCAUAUGCCUUUACAUGUAACAGUAACAGUGUGUAAAGGCAUAUGUUGUGCCCGGAGUAACAGUAUGUAAAGGCAUAUGUUGUGCCCGGAGUAACAGUAUGUAAAGGCAUAUGGUGUGUCUGGAGUAACAGUUACUACGGACACAACAUAUGCCUUUACAUACUGUUACUACGGACACAACAUAUGCCUUUACAUACUGUUACUCCAGACACAACAUAUGCCUUUACAUACUGUUACUACGGACACAACAUAUGCCUUUUCAUACUGUUACUACGGACACAACAUAUGCCUUACAUACUGUUACUACGGACACAACAUAUGCCUUUACAUACUGUUACUACGGACACAACAUAUGCCUUUUCAUACUGUUACUACGGACACAACAUAUGCCUUUACAUACUGUUACUACGGACACACCAUAUGCCUUUACAUACUGUUACUACGGGCACAACAUAUGCCUUUACAUACUGUUACUACGGACACACCAUAUGCCUUUACAUGCUGUUACUCCGGACACACCAUAUGCCUUUACAUACUGUUACUCCAGACACACCAUAUGCCUUUACAUACUGUUACUACGGACACAACAUAUGCCUUUUCAUACUGUUACUACGGGCACAACAUAUGCCUUUACAUGCUGUUACUCCGGACACAACAUAUGCCUUUUCAUACUGUUACUCCAGACACACCAUAUGCCUUUACAUACUGUUACUACGGACACAACAUAUGCCUUUUCAUACUGUUACUACGGGCACAACAUAUGCCUUUACAUGCUGUUACUCCGGACACACCAUAUGCCUUUACAUACUGUUACUACGGGCACAACAUAUGCCUUUACAUACUGUUACUACGGACACACCAUAUGCCUUUUCAUACUGUUACUACGGGCACAACAUAUGCCUUUACAUGCUGUUACUACGGACACACCAUAUGCCUUUACAUGCUGUUACUCCGGACACACCAUAUGCCUUUACAUACUGUUACUCCAGACACACCAUAUGCCUUUACAUACUGUUACUACGGACACAACAUAUGCCUUUUCAUACUGUUACUACGGGCACAACAUAUGCCUUUACAUGCUGUUACUCCGGACACACCAUAUGCCUUUACAUACUGUUACUACGGGCACAACAUAUGCCUUUACAUACUGUUACUACGGGCACAACAUAUGCCUUUACAUACUGUUACUACGGACACAACAUAUGCCUUUUCAUACUGUUACUACGGGCACAACAUAUGCCUUUACAUGCUGUUACUACGGACACACCAUAUGCCUUUACAUGCUGUUACUCCGGACACACCAUAUGCCUUUACAUACUGUUACUCCAGACACACCAUAUGCCUUUACAUACUGUUACUACGGACACAACAUAUGCCUUUUCAUACUGUUACUACGGGCACAACAUAUGCCUUUACAUGCUGUUACUCCGGACACACCAUAUGCCUUUACAUACUGUUACUACGGGCACAACAUAUGCCUUUACAUACUGUUACUACGGACACACCAUAUGCCUUUACAUGCUGUUACUCCGGACACACCAUAUGCCUUUACAUACUGUUACUACGGACACACCAUAUGCCUUUACAUACUGUUACUACGGACACACCAUAUGCCUUUACAUACUGUUACUACGGACACACCAUAUGCCUUUACAUACUGUUACUCCAGACACACCAUAUGCCUUUACAUACUGUUACUACGGACACAACAUAUGCCUUUACAUGCUGUUACUCCGGACACACCAUAUGCCUUUUCAUGCUGUUACUCCAGACACAACAUAUGCCUUUACAUACUGUUACUACGGACACAACAUAUGCCUUUACAUACUGUUACUACGGACACAACAUAUGCCUUUACAUACUGUUACUACGGACACACCAUAUGCCUUUACAUACUGUUACUACGGACACACCAUAUGCCUCUACAAACUGUUACUCCGGAUCAUGACAUGAUUCCACAUUCACAUACUAGAUUUCGCACGCUUCUCCCUCUCUGUUGUAAGACCCCAAAAGACACAAAUGAUUAGCAUGUGGUAAUAAAAGUUUGUGGCAGCAAC